AUGGCGACGCGCGGCGGCGCAGGCCGCGCGAUGCCCUGCGCCGGCGCCCCCGCGCCCCCGAGCGCCGCUUCCAGCCGCGCCCGCCGCCAUGGCCGCGCCCGCAGCACCGGGGGGGACGGGGAUGAGGCACCGCUCGCCGAGAGCCCGAACCUGCAGCCGUCGCGCGCCGACAGCCCCAUCGUGAUCCUUCAGGAUGCACAGCCGGCCCGGAAAGCGUCGUCCGCUGGCGGCCGCAAGCCAGACACCAUCCGUCUCAUCACCAAGGACCUCAUCCGUGACCUCGUCGUCCCCGUGGAGAACCCGGCAGCGUCCCUUGUGAUCAGCCUGGAGGAUUUCCAGCGCAUCAAAGAAGCAUCUCGAGUCCUGAGCAAGGAGGAGCGCGAGGCCAAGCUGGCAGCCCUCAAAGCGGAGAAGAACGCCGUUCUAGAAGCGGCGAGUGAGCGCAAGAACGCCAUGAAGCAGAGGGCCAUCCUGCAGCAGAGGAAGGACCACCUGAACGACCUGGAGGAGGAGGCGCGGGAGCGGGCCCAGCACCUGCUGCAGCGGGCGACCAGGAUGCGCAUGGAGCAGGAAGACGAGAUCAAGGAGUUCAGCGAGCUGAUCCUCAAUGCCAAGUGCCACAUGAUCCGUGACACCCAGAUCCUGGAGAAGCAGCUAAUCACAAAGGAGCUGGAGGAGGAGGAGAAGCGCCUGGCCCGGAUGAUGGAGGUGGAAAGACAGAAGGCCAGUGAAAGGCAGGAGGAACUGGAGUACAAAAGGAAGCAGCAGCUCAUCAGAGGGAGGCAGGAGCUCGUGAAGCAGAUCGAGAAGAAUGCAGAGGAGAGGGCUAUGAGAGCCGAGCAGCGGGACCAGGAGGCUCAGGAGAUGCUGGAGUGCUUGAAGAAGAUGCAGAUGGAAGACUUGAAGGACUUGGAGCGCAAGCAUAAGCAGCAGAGGAAAAUCCAGGCCGAGAUUAAACGUAUCAACAAUGAGAACCAGAGGCUCAAGGAGGAGCAGCUGCAGCGGGAGAAGAUGGCAGAUCAGCGGGUGCUGGAGUACCAGAGGCAGAAAAUGGCCCGGGAAGCGGAGUUUGAGGCUGAGCAGGAGAGAAUCCGUCGGGAGAAGGAGAAGGAGACGGCCCGUUUGAGGGCCUUGCAGGAGAGAGCGCAGGACUACCAGGCAGAGAAGGACGCGCUGAGGGCCAAGCGCAGCCAGGAGGCUGCCGAGCGGGAGUGGCGGCGCAAGGAGAAGGAGGCCGCCCGGAAGAAGGCCGAGACGGACAACAUGCUGAAGCAGAGCCGCCUGGAGCAGAUCGCCGCGCGGGAGCACAGCGUGGCCGUGCAGGUGCAGCAGGACCGCGACGACUUCGAAAGGAUCCUCAGGGCCCAGCGGGAGCAGAUUGAGAAGGAGAAGGUGGAGGAGGCGCAGAGGGCAGCGCUGCAGCUCGCGCACGCCAACGAAGUGCGGCGCCAGAUGCGGGAGCAUCAGCAGAAGCUGGUGCAGGAGCGCGUCGCCGCCUUCGAGGAGGGCCGGCGGCUGCAGGAGGAGGCCCGCCAGCGCAGCGAGCGCCUCACCGAGCUCAAGCGACAGAAGAUGCAGGAGCUCAGAGCCUCUGGCAUCCCGGAGAAAUACUGUGCCCAGGUGGAGCGGAAGGCUUUGAGCGAAGCAAGGGCAGCCCCCGGCCUGGCUCAGCCCUGCAAGGAAGCGAGUGCUGUUUCCCCAGCAACUUAAGAGUUUCUAUUUUCUUAGACUGA
Molecule: messenger RNA, 1733 nt
Organism: Nothoprocta perdicaria
Lineage: Eukaryota; Metazoa; Chordata; Aves; Tinamiformes; Tinamidae
Gene: CFAP45
Product: cilia and flagella associated protein 45
Exons: 12
Coding region: 1-1710 (569 amino acids)
Source: RefSeq, a predicted model, not a curated record